AUGGAGCAGGAACAAAAAAAUGUGAGGAAUGAUACAUUCUUGUCAGAUGUUGUUUCAUCGAGUGCAACUGAGUAUGAGAAACCCGAAGAAAGGUCGAAGUCCGAAGCAAACAUUGAAGAGCUACCGUAUAACCAAAGGUAUUCCAAAAUUGAGCCCGGAAGUACUUCAUUCGAUGAAUCAACUUCUUCUUGGUACCAGUUAGCUGUUCAGUCGGGAACUGGGAAUAUUUCUGGCGAAGACAUGAACUCUUUGCUUUAUAAUGAUGAAGGUGUAUUGGGUGGCUUAUUUUCUACAAGACGACCAAGAGAUGCUAUGGCAGGUUUUAGCAGUGGAAUGAAGACUGUAGGGAAGGGUGUUGCUGCUGGUGUUGCAACUUUAGUCGCUGCUCCUGUGGUUGGAGCUGCUACCGAAGGUGUAUCUGGAUUUUUUAAAGGAAUGGGUGCUGGGAUAGUUGCAGCGGUCGCAUUACCUGUAACUGCGGUUGGAGUUGCUGGAUACCAAAUGGCAAGGGGAGUAGCAAAUACUCCGGAGGCUAUAUCUGAAAGUAACAAGGGGAGGAAAUGGGAUAAAAAAAAUAGACAGUGGAUUGAAUAUUACUACUCAUUAGAUGAUGAAAUUCAACAACUGAAGGAAAAGGAAAUUAAGUCUUCACAAAAAAAUGAUAAUUAUGAAUCAGAGGAUUGCAACAGAAAAGAAUCAAUAAACUCUCCUUCAAAAAGCGUUGCUGACACAACCUAUUAUGAUUUGUUAUCUGUAUCGCCAAAUGCAGGUGCAGAUGAAAUUCGAAGACAAUAUUAUAGAAAGGCAAAACAAUACCAUCCAGAUAAAAACCCUGAUGAUGCGGAUGCUAAAGAUAAAUUUCAAAAGUUGGGUGAAGCCUAUCAAAUACUUGCAGAUCCCGAGCGUAGAAAAAGGUACGAUGAAUAUGGUAUUGGAGCUACUUAUGAUAUGCCUGUAAUUGAUUCAAGUUUGAUUUUCACAAUUUUAUUUGGGUCUGACAGUUUAGAAAAGUAUGUGGGUAAACUUAAAAUGGUUUCUCUUGUUGAAAUUGCUACCACUAAUGGUUCUCAGAAUGGGGCGAGCAAUUCAAAUGAAAUGGAGCAAGCAAUUGAUAAUGAACAAAGUAAAAGGACAAUUUUACUUGCAGUAGAAAUGAGGAAAAAGAUUGCUCCAGUACUAGAAGAGUUUGAUGCAGAAAAUUCAGUUCCUAUUGAAACUUCGGAGAUACUCAAGGAUUGGAGAGAAUCAAUUUCUCAAGAGGCGAAAAGCUUAUGCAACAAUUCGUUUUGCGAUGCAAUGGUUGAAGCCAUCGGUUGGAGUUACGAAAAUUAUGGAUCUCAAUAUCUGGGAAAAAUUGAUACUUUUCUCGGAAUAGGAGGUAAGUAUGCUAAAUUUCAAGCAAAGACAAGAAAUGUUGCAUCUACUUGGAAAAUGGCAUCUACUGCAAUUAGAACUGCUAUGGCAGCUCAAAAUUUACAAUCUUCUAUGAAAAAAAAACAAUGUGGAGCAAAAGAAGGUGAGUAUGACAAUGAAGCUAAUAUGGAACAAAACGCAGAGGACUCAGCAAAAGCGCAACAACAGUUCGAAGAAACACUGCCACUUAUAUUGGACACUAUGCUUCGUAUUACAAUUAUGGACAUUGAAGACACAAUUAGAACGGUUGCUAAGAAACUAGUAAAAGAUAUGGGAGUUGAUUUAAAUGUAAGGAAGCAGAGAGCAUUGGCUCUCAUAGAACUUGGCUCUAUUUUUCAAUCAGUCGCUAAUGCUUCGAAUCAACAGAGAGAAGAAAGCGGUGAUAAGCCAGAUGCAAGAAGAAAAGUUGAAGAAGCAUUCAUUAAGGCGGCUCAACAGAGGGACGAAAAAUAG
Messenger RNA from Cryptosporidium ubiquitum, 1866 nucleotides. RefSeq lists its product as uncharacterized. The record is from RefSeq and is a predicted model, not a curated record. NCBI's taxonomy places the organism in Eukaryota, Apicomplexa, Conoidasida, Eucoccidiorida, Cryptosporidiidae. Bases 1 to 1866 code for a protein of 621 amino acids. The transcript has a single exon.